AGCAUAUCAAAUUUGAUCUCUAAUUCCCUCUAGAGCCUACUACACCAAGACCGCUGCAUCCACAACCCAUCUCCAAGGCCAGAAGAUAGAAUCUCAGCCAGCAACAAACCAACAACAACCAUGACUGAUCUACAAAAGACUCCCUUCGUACGGGAGCUCGCAUCUAGCGACAAGAAAAUCCGGGACAAAGCAACCGAAUCCCUAACUCUCUUCCUGCGCUCCAGAACAGACCUCUCCCUGAUGGAGCUACUCAAGCUCUGGAAGGGCCUGUUCUUCUGUUUCUACCACUCCGACCGCCCCCUCACACAACAAGCCCUCGCCCGGAAUCUCUCCUACACUCUCGUCCCGACUCUCCCCCGCUCCGCUGUCCACCGCUUCCUGCGCGCAUUCUGGAUCACUAUCGGUCGGGACUUCCACUCGCUGGACCGGUUGCGACUGGACAAGUAUCUCUUUCUGAUCCGUUGUUAUGUGGGUGUUGCGUUCGAGGUGUUCGUGAAGGGCGCGCAGGCGCAGACUAAGGACGACAACAAGAAGCGGAAGAGAGAGGAGGCGGCGCAGAACGGGAAGUCGAAGAAGCGUUCGAAGGGGAAGAAGCAGAGCGAGGCUCGUGAGGAGGAGGAAGAGGAGCAGGAUGACGAGACUAAGUGGGCGGGUCUAGAGUCGUAUAUCUCUAUACUUGAAGAGGGCCCUCUUUGUCCGCUUAACUUUGAUCCCGACCAGCCUGCUACGGAUGAGAAGAGUGAUUAUGUUGCUAUGCCUCAUGGGCCGGAUGGGCUGCGGUACCAUAUCAUGGAUAUUUGGAUUGAUGAGCUGGAGAAAGUGCUUGAGUUUGAGGAGGGGGCUGAUGGCGAGCGCAAACCAAAAGCUGGUGUCCCUAUUGAUCUUAUCCUGAGGCCGAUUGAGAAGUUGCGCGCUGAGAGUCCGUACAAGCCCGUUAGGACUCGGGCGCAGGAAGCGCUGGAUGAUGAGCGGUUGAUCGAGUGGGGGUUUAGGACUCAGAAGGUCGCUGCGGAUUCGGAUGAUGAAAGUGACGAGGAAUGGGGUGGGUUUGAUUGAUUCUGAUGUAUUACUAGAAAAUGGGAUCUGUAUUGUGGAGGUCUUCUUAAUGGUGUUAUUCUUUUUCAAGAGCAAUUAUAGCGAUCGCAUAUUCGUCACAUCCGAUGACUGUGUUGCUAGUCCUGAGAAGUGGAU
Molecule: messenger RNA, 1191 nt
Organism: Aspergillus alliaceus
Lineage: Eukaryota; Fungi; Ascomycota; Eurotiomycetes; Eurotiales; Aspergillaceae
Product: ribosomal RNA processing 1 family protein
Exons: 4
Coding region: 121-1056 (311 amino acids)
Biological process (GO): rRNA processing
Cellular component (GO): nucleus; preribosome, large subunit precursor; preribosome, small subunit precursor
Source: RefSeq, a predicted model, not a curated record